Messenger RNA from Trichoplax adhaerens, 1479 nucleotides. RefSeq lists its product as uncharacterized. The record is from RefSeq and is a predicted model, not a curated record. The transcript is spliced from 20 exons. Gene Ontology annotation, cellular component: nucleus; cytoplasm. Gene Ontology annotation, molecular function: nuclear import signal receptor activity; protein binding. NCBI's taxonomy places the organism in Eukaryota, Metazoa, Placozoa, Uniplacotomia, Trichoplacea, Trichoplacidae. Gene Ontology annotation, biological process: NLS-bearing protein import into nucleus. The coding region runs from base 1 to 1479 and encodes 492 amino acids.
AUGCCUGGAUCACUUGAAAAUUCUCGUCUUAAAUCUUUUAAAAAUAAGGGAAAGGAUGAUAGGGAACUUCGACGACGUAGAAAUGAAGUCAGUAUCGAACUUCGAAAGAACAAACGAGACGAACAAGUCCUGAAGCGUCGUAAUGUCAAUCUAUCGACUGAAGUGACUUGCAAUCCAUUGAGUGAAACAACCAAUAAUCAGGUUUGUAAAAUCAAUGAUCCAUCAUCGGUUGAAACUCAAAUGUUAGCUGUACAAUCAGCAAGAAAAAUUCUAUCGAGGGAACGUCAUCCACCUGUUGAAAGUGUUAUCAAGGCUGGUUUAGUUCCCAAAUUUGUGGAAUUUCUGUCAUGCAAUGAUAACCCAACUCUACAAUUUGAAGCUGCUUGGGCAUUGACUAAUAUCGCUUCUGGGACUUCGGAUCAAACCAAGGUCGUCAUUGAUUCAGGGGCAGUACCACAUUUUGUUAAAUUGCUGUCUUCGACGUAUGCUAACGUGUGCGAACAAGCAAUUUGGGCUCUCGGAAAUAUUGCUGGAGAUGGACCCAAGGCGAGGGAUUUAGUUAUUCGUUGUGAUGUCAUUCCUGCUAUGCUGAGAAUCACUACACCUGAUAAGCCUGUGACGUUUUUACGUAAUGCAACUUGGACGUUAUCGAAUUUAUGUCGAAACAAAAAUCCUCCACCACCGUUUGAAGCCGUCCGCGAGAUAUUGCCAUUGUUGGCACAGCUUCUGCACGCUGAUGAUAAAGAGAUUUCCACUGAUGCAUGCUGGGCAUUGUCCUAUAUUACUGAUGGCCCCAAUGAAAAAAUUGAGAACGUUAUCAGAUCAGGUGUUUGUCCACGUUUGGUGUCAUUACUAGCUUCUACAGAGCUAUCACUUCUUACGCCUGCUUUAAGAACUAUUGGUAACAUUGUCACAGGCAACGACACGCAAACUCAAGCUAUUCUUGAUCUACAAGGUCAUUAUUGCCUAGCCUUGUUGUUAAAACACCAAAAAGCUAGCGUACAGAAGGAAACCGCUUGGACUAUUUCUAAUAUUGCGGCUGGCAAUCAACAACAAAUACAGGCAUUGAUAAAUGCAAAUAUUAUUCCACAAUUAGUCGAAACCCUACGAAAUAGUGAUUUUAAGACUAAAAAAGAAUGUGCUUGGGCUGUAAAUAACUUUACAGCUGGUGGAACCGUUGAUCAGGUAUCUUACUUAGUACAAUGUGGAGUGAUUAAGCCGUUAUGUGACUUAUUGUCAUCAAUGGAACCAAAGAUUAUAAUAGUCGCUCUGGAAGGACUAAGAAACAUAUUAAAUGUUGCUGAUAAAGUAAAACAGGCUGAACCAAUCUGCUUAUCAAUCGAAGAGGAAGGAGGCUUGGAUAAAAUGGAAGCCUUACAGACGCAUGAUAAUGAUCAAGUUUACCAACUAAUAUCCGAUAUAAUGGACAAAUAUUUCCCAGAUGUGGUAAAAACAUUGCUGAUGCUUUUAUGCUUAUAG